AUUGAUACAAAUGUAACUUCCUGUGCGCAGCUUGGUAUAUUGCUUUCCGAAAAAUUACAUUAUUUGAUAACAAACAACUUCGUUGCGCAUCAUGGUCACAGUAGAACAAUUAUACAAGAAGUUUGGAGUUCUCGCUGAUGCUAAAGACAAGGCAGGAGAGCAUGAAGAAGAGUUUCUGUACAUCAUUAGUGCUGUAAAAGGUGGACCAGGCGAGAAAAGGCUUGCAUCACAAUUUGUGACAAGGUUUUUCAAGUACUUUCCAAAAUUAGCAUACCAAGCCAUCAAUGCACUGUUUGACCUUUGUGAAGAUGAUGAUAUAAAUAUUAGAAAACAGGCUAUCAAGGAUCUGCCAACGCUCUGUAAGGUGAAUGCGGAACAUGUACCGAAGAUUGCUGAGGCUUUAACACAGCUGUUACAAUGUGAUGAUCCUUUGGAGCUAGGGCUUAUACACUGCGCUCUUAAUCAGCUGUUUACAAUCAAUGCAAAAAGUGUUUUAAAUGGAAUAUUUACUCAAAUACACGGAGAUGAUGACAGGGUCAGAGAUAAUGCUAUAAAAUUUUUGUUUAUAAACUUGAGAAAGUUGCCAGAGGAUACAUUAAACAAAGAAUGUCAAGACUAUAUUACAGACGAGUGCAAGAAGGUAUUACAAGAUGUUACAAAGGAAGAGUUUAUUUUCAUAAUGGAAAUAUUGAAAUCAUUGUCUAGUAUGAACACAGUGAUGGGCAGGCAGCAGUUGCUGGAAAUAGUCACAGAACAAGCAGAAUUGGACCAAACGUUUGAGGCAGCAGAUUCAGAUGUUGUAGAUAGACUUAUGUCAUGUGUGAAACAGGCAGCUCCAUUAUUUUCGAAAAAUGUACAUUCUAAAGUGUUUGUGAAUUACAUGUGUAAUAAUGUGUUACCAGGACUUAGUUCCAUGUCAAACCCAGAAGAUAGAGUAGACAAUAAACUUGACAUGUUAAAAUUACUUGCAGAAAUCUCAGAUUUUAAUGGAUUUAGUCAGGAGGAUGUGCUAAAGCCAUUGAGUCACGUUUUCACCCGCUUAAUUGAGUACAUGCCAUUACCACCAGCAGAGGUAGAAUCAGACGCAGAUCUUGACGAGGAGCCAAAACUUCAGUUUUCCUAUGUCGAAUGUUUAAUGUACACAUUUCAUCAGCUGGGACGAAAAUACCCUGAAUUCCUAACAUCAGAAGAUGCUGCAGAAAGAUUAAAAGAUUUUAGAUUAAGGUUACAGUAUUUUGCAAGAGGAGUACAGAUUUAUAUAAAACAGUUGCGGCAAGAUUUACAAGGAAAGACAGGUGAUGCUCUUAAAACAGAAGAGAGUAAGUUAAAGGUAUGCGCACUCAAAGUCACAUCUAACAUCAACAGUCUUAUCAAAGAUCUGUUCCACAAUCCACCAUCAUACAAAUGCAUGGUCACGUUGUCAUGGAGACCAGCAACGAAAACUGUAACAUCACCUGGAGGGGGAACCACUCAAACUGCGCAGAAGAGAUUUACUCCAAUAACAUAUGAAGGGGCUGCCAAUGGGGCUUCAAAUCCAAAGAAAACAAACAGGGAAGCCAGACAGUUGUAUGCACCACCUAGCGGCAAAUUUAGCGAGAAAGCUGGUUCUUAUGUAGUCGGACAGAGAGGAAGGGGUGGAGGUGGUCGCGGUGGAGGGCGGGGUAGGGGCUUCAGAGGGGGCAGAGGAAAUCGAUUUUAACGAGACAAAAGGAAAACAGUACAAAAGAAAUAUGUUAUGGAUGCUAUUGAUUUGGCUGUGAUUUUAUGUAAAAGGGCAUGCAGAUUUAAUGGCAUUUUAAGUGGAUAAUAGAAUGCUAUGUACUUGUUAAACAAAAAUGCCUGGGCUUUAGAAUAAGUUUUAAAAUAAAAAAUCAGAAAGAAAAACAUUCUUAAUGUAGUGAAUUGAACUGGAGAUAGUGAGGGGGGGGGGGGAUUAUUUCAAAUUUCUGAUAUAUUAACUAUCCUAUUUUACAAAGAUUUCUCGUAAAGAAAAGAUUCCUGUAAUUAAAGUUCUUUUUAUCAAUUGAAAAAAUCAAAGAAGCAUAAAUUAUGUGUGAAAUGUAAAAAGGUUUGAUUUACAAAUUAUCAAGAUUUGUCAUUGAAUGUUUU
Ruditapes philippinarum (Manila clam) is the source of this 2109-nucleotide messenger RNA. RefSeq names its product apoptosis inhibitor 5-like. Gene Ontology annotation, cellular component: nucleus. The transcript has 12 exons. Gene Ontology annotation, biological process: negative regulation of apoptotic process. The record is from RefSeq and is a predicted model, not a curated record. Gene Ontology annotation, molecular function: RNA binding. Bases 92 to 1699 code for a protein of 535 amino acids. Lineage: Eukaryota; Metazoa; Mollusca; Bivalvia; Venerida; Veneridae.